ACGCCCUGGGGCUCCGGGCAGCUCCUGCCGCCAGCAGCUUUGCUUUCCCGAGCCUUGUCCCUGGUUUGCUUUCCUCCUGGUGGCAGCUCAGGCUGCUCCGGUUGAGAAGACAUCCCUCUCUAGUGUGGGGGCUGCGAUCGUCCCCAGCCCCACUUUGGGGCUGGCUGUGCAACAUCUCCACUGGGUUCUUGCCCAGGGGGUCUGCUGGGGGUCUGUUGUGCAACAGGCCUGGCUGUCUGUGGUCCCCUUGUCCUUGUCACUCUGUCCUGUCGCUAAGGCAAAGUCCCCUUGGAUCUGUGCUGCCCCACAUGCUCCCUGCUGUCCAGCAUCCCCAUGCCUGGCCUGAGAGCACAGUGGAGGAGCUGUGCUGGCUCCCUGCAGUGACAUCCCCAGCUCCUGCCGUGGCCCCAUCCCCACAGUGGGGCUGGAUGCCCCUCAUCCCGUGGGUCUGGCCAUGGUCAGACCCUUGCUGCAGGGUUACCCCUCUCCUGGCCUUGGCCCGGAGCUGGUCCCCACCAGGCUCAGGCAUUGAGGGUUUGGCUCCCUCCUGGAAGAAAUUAUGGUUUUGGGGAUCAGAUCGGCUGGGCACAGGGCAAAGGGGAAGGGUCCACAGUCUCAUGGCAAUGCUGUUGCCUCCCACCCCAGGGAAGUGUUUCCUCUACUGCAACGGGCUCAUGGACCAUCUGUACGUCUGUCAGAAUGGCAACGGCUGCACUGCCUGGUACAAGACCCCCACCCACUUCACCGGCACGCUGGAUGCCUUCGUGAAGAUCACACGCUACGAGGGCGUCAGGUCUCUGUGGAGCGGCUUACCCCCCACCCUGGUCAUGGCUGUGCCAGCCACCGUCAUUUAUUUCACCACCUACGACCAGCUCCGUGAAUACCUGCAUGCUCGGACGGGAAGCCGGGGGCACCACAUCCCCUUGCUGGCCGGGGCCCUCGCCAGGCUGGGCGCCGUGACGGUCAUCAGCCCCUUGGAGCUCAUCCGCACCAAGAUGCAGUCGCGGCAGCUCAGCUACCGGGAGCUGGGGGUCUGCAUCCAGUCAGCAGUGGCUCAGGACGGCUGGCUGUCCCUCUGGAGGGGCUGGGGACCCACCGUGCUGCGAGACGUCCCCUUCUCGGCUCUCUACUGGUUUAACUAUGAGCUGGUGAAGGAAUGGCUCUGCAGGCAGGCCCGGCUGGACGAAGCCACGUUCAUGAUCAGCUUUGCCUCCGGGGCCGUCUCUGGGACGGUGGCUGCGGUGCUGACGCUGCCCUUCGACGUGGUGAAGACCCAGCGGCAGAUCGAGCUGGGAGACAGCGAGGUGCACCCAGUCGCCGCCUCCAAACCUUCCUCCACCUGGCUGCUCAUGCAGCGCAUCCACGCAGAGUCUGGCACCCGGGGGCUCUUUGCAGGCUUCCUGCCCCGCGUCAUUAAGGUGGCACCCGCCUGCGCCAUCAUGAUCAGCACCUACGAAUUCGGCAAGACAUUCUUCCAGAAGCUGAACCAGGAGCGGCGGCUGCGCGGGUUGUGAGCCGGGGCCGGGGCAGGGCUGGAUGCGGCCAGUGCCCCCCGGGGGACAGCGACAGCCCAGCUCCUGCCGAGGGGCCCCGGGAGCAGCCAACCGCACUCGGCCCUGCAAAGCCCAAGUGCCUUCGUGUCUGCGCUCUGCCUCCCCGCUGCCUGGGCACGGAGGCAGGGCCGGGCCAGCCCCGCUCUCCAGCCCCAGCCGCGCUGGGGGGACAUUGUGCCUGCUGCUGUGACACUGGGGACACACACACACACAUGGGAGUCCCCCACGCUCAUCCCUUUGAGGCUGGACAGAUGCUGCUGCUGGAUUCCCGGAUGCUCUGGCAAGAACGGGGUGCCCCAGGAGACUUGGUGGGGCAGGAGAAUGGGAGCUGGGGCUCGGUUGAGGACCAAACCCUCGGGGGUUUCUCGGCGUGCCCCACAGCCCUGCUCCAGCCAGGGCUCUGCCCCCCAUUUGCCAUCAGCCACGCACAGCAUCCCCAUGCCGGCUCUGCGUGGCAUGGGGACACAUCAGGACCCUCUACCUGCCUCUGGACCUCUCCCCCCUGUCCCCUGCCAGACCCCAGGCUCGGACCCUGCAUGGGGACAGACCUCGCUGCUGCUCUGGGGAGGGAGGGGGGGGGGGACACAGCAUUCUGGCAACCCGUGCCCUGUCCCUUCACUGCGAGGGCCUGCCCCAGCACUGUGCCCGCUGUGGGUGCUGCCCCAGCGACUCCACGGGGGAAUUUCUCUUAUUUUCUUAAAUAAAAUUUUGUCUCUUAGGGCAA
Tyto alba (common barn owl) is the source of this 2277-nucleotide messenger RNA. It is a transcript of the gene SLC25A39, whose product is annotated as solute carrier family 25 member 39. NCBI's taxonomy places the organism in Eukaryota, Metazoa, Chordata, Aves, Strigiformes, Tytonidae. Bases 309 to 1514 code for a protein of 401 amino acids. The transcript is spliced from 8 exons. The record is from RefSeq and is a predicted model, not a curated record. Gene Ontology annotation, biological process: mitochondrial transmembrane transport.